AUGUAGCAAGAGUCUAACUUAAGAUAUACUUAAUAUCAUUUAACACAUCCUAUUCCUGAUGAGAAUCACAUAGAAAAUGUGUUUGAAUCCUUUAUUACCGAGUAUAAAUAGUUUAGAAUGAAUGUACCUAUUGGAUGUAUUACUGAUAAAUGCUCUAAAAAAUAGAAAGAAAAAAUUGAUUUAAGUUUAUUUUGUGGAGCAGGAGGAUAUCUAUAUUUGUAUUUGAGAAUCUAUGAAUUUGUUAAGGGAUUGAGUUCAGAGAUGUAAUAAAAAUGUACAAAAGGAUUGAGUGAUUAAGAGUUAUCAGAAUUUUAUAAUCCUGAAACAUUUUUAUAAUUGGCAUUAAGAUAAUAUUAGGCUUUGUAAAUUGAAAUAAAAAAAGACUCUAACAUCUCAUUUUUCAUGAGUAGUUCAACCAUAUAUUUAUUGGGAACUGACUUGUUCUAUUAUAUGAAAGAUAAAGAGAAUUUUAAGAAAUGUACUAUGGAAGUACUUAGUAGUUUUAGUGAAAUAGUUGCUUAACCAGAGAAAUAUGAAUAAGAAUUAUUAUAUGGUAUACCAGGCUACCUUUACAAUUUAUUAAGAUUACAUAAGAAAUAUUCAAAUGAAUAAGAUCCAUAUUAAUUGGAUCUAUCUUCUCAUGUUCACACAUUAUGCUAAAUAAUAUGUAAAUUUGUAGGUAAGGAUGUAAUGAAAUGUGAUUUUCAUAAUAGAUAAUAUUUUGGGGCAGUUCAUGGGAUUUUGGGAGUAAUUUAAAUGUUAUUAUUGAGUUAUGAAACAUGUAAAGAAUAUUUUCACUUAAAAAAUGAAUAAGGACUUUUAGAGAUGUUAGAUUCAAUUUAGAAAACAUUGGAUUAAUUAAUUAAAUUAUAUUACUAAAAUGGAAAUAUUCCAUCAUCAAUUUAAAACUUAAAUAAUUUGAAACUAUAUUAGUUUUGUCAUGGAAUAUCAGGAGCUAUAGCUCCACUACUGAAAGCUUAUUAAAUAUUUAAUAAAUAAGACUAUUUAGAUGCAGCUAUACAUAUGAGUGAAAAUCUAUACAAAUUUGGUAUGAUUAAGAAAGGAUUUGGAUUAUGCCAUGGAAUACCAGGAAAUAGCUAUGGAUUUAUGUAACUUUAUAGAUUAAUGGGAAAUGAGAAGUAAAGACAAUAUGCUUAUUAGUUUUUAUAAUACAAGAAAAAUGUUUAUGUUUAUAAUGAAAUAAAAAAUUUUCCAUUUAAUGAUCGAUAUUUGAUUGAAGUAUCAGAUCAACCAUUUAGUUUGAUGAUUGGAAGUGUAGGGGAUAUGUGUGCAAUGAUGGAUUUCAUUGAUUAUAAAGGUAUGCCAGGAUUUGAAAUUUGA
Paramecium sonneborni is the source of this 1341-nucleotide messenger RNA. Lineage: Eukaryota; Ciliophora; Oligohymenophorea; Peniculida; Parameciidae. The record is from the annotation of a GenBank genome assembly.